UCGCAUCUGAACUCCAUCGUGCUCAUAAUAAUUUGUACGGUUUGCAUCCGAAAGUAAUUCGCUGUAAAAGAAAUUGAGACAAUUUUUCUCGUAAAUUUAAAAAAUAUGCCGAAUAACGAACAUUAUCAAGAUGAUAUUAUGUAUAUCACUAAAAUAACGCGUAAUGUUUUGAACACACUCGGAGUUUGGCCGUCCUUAGACGAAAGAAAAUCAAUCGGCGGUCGAAUCUGCAAGCUUCUAAUAAUCAUAAUAUCUUGGCUACUUCUGUACUGCGUCUUGAUUCCUGGUUUUCUUUUCUGGUUGUUUGAGAAGAGAACACGCAUCAGGAUUCAAAUGUUAUCUCUACUCCUUUUCGGUUUUAUGAUCAUCGGUAAAUACGAUAAUUUGAUACUUCGCGAGGGGCAGAUCAAACGUUGUCUAAAGCACAUCGAGGAGGAUUGGAAGAAUGUGAUGGAUACCGACACGCGAAACACGAUGAUCGAAUCCGCGAAAAUUGGAAGACGCCUAGCCAUACUUUGCGGAAUCUUUAUGUACGGCAGUGGGCUCUCUUACCGGACGAUUUUAUCGUUGUCCAAAGGAACGAUCGUGACUGCGCAAAACGUCACGAUCAAGCCCUUAGCUUGUCCGGGUUACUUCUUCUCUCUCAAUGCGCAAGCCAGCCCUACUUAUGAGAUGAUUUUUGUGAUACAAUUUUUUUCUGGUUUAGUCACUUUCGUUGUAAAAGUACCUGUGAUAUAUUUUAAUAUGUUGCAAAAUGUUACCAACUAA
Molecule: messenger RNA, 768 nt
Organism: Odontomachus brunneus
Lineage: Eukaryota; Metazoa; Arthropoda; Insecta; Hymenoptera; Formicidae
Exons: 2
Coding region: 106-768 (220 amino acids)
Source: RefSeq, a predicted model, not a curated record